Miniopterus natalensis is the source of this 743-nucleotide messenger RNA. RefSeq names its product glutathione peroxidase 1 (gene GPX1). Gene Ontology annotation, cellular component: cytosol; mitochondrion. The record is from RefSeq and is a predicted model, not a curated record. Gene Ontology annotation, molecular function: glutathione peroxidase activity. Gene Ontology annotation, biological process: response to selenium ion; response to hydrogen peroxide; hydrogen peroxide catabolic process. NCBI's taxonomy places the organism in Eukaryota, Metazoa, Chordata, Mammalia, Chiroptera, Miniopteridae.
CUGGCCGGCGGGGAGCCCGUGAGCCUGGGCUCCCUGCAGGGCAAGGUGCUGCUCAUUGAGAAUGUGGCCUCGCUCUGAGGCACAACGGUCCGGGACUACACCCAGAUGAACGAGCUGCAGAAGCGCCUUGGGCCCCGGGGCCUGGUCGUGCUUGGCUUCCCGUGCAACCAGUUCGGGCAUCAGGAGAACGCCAAGAACGAAGAGAUCCUGAAUUCCCUCAAGUAUGUCAGGCCUGGGGGCGGGUUCGAGCCCAACUUCACGCUCUUCGAGAAGUGCGAGGUGAACGGCGCGCAGGCGCACCCACUCUUCGUCUUCCUGCGGGAGGCUCUGCCCGCACCCAGUGACGACGCCACUGCGCUCAUGACCGACCCCAAGUUCAUCAUCUGGUCUCCGGUGUGCCGCAACGACAUCUCCUGGAACUUCGAGAAGUUCCUGGUGGGCCCGGACGGGGUGCCUGUGCGCAGGUACAGCCGCCGCUUUCCGACCAUUGACAUCGAGCCAGACAUCGAAGCCCUGCUGACCAAGGGGCCGGGCAGUGCCUAGGGCACCCCCGCCCCCAGCCCUCCUGCUUGGCAGUCACAGCGCUGCCCUCUGGGGGUUUUAUCCAUGACGGUGUUUCCUCUAAACCUGCAAGGAGGAAUGCCUGAUGUCCAGGAAAAUCCCCUAGAUGGGCCCUGUCCUGUCCAUCCCAGCUCCCCGUCCCACAAUGGCUUUCCACAAUAAACUGUCUGAUGUCAGCAUAA